This is a messenger RNA of Musa acuminata subsp. malaccensis (wild Malaysian banana), 2163 nucleotides long. RefSeq lists its product as uncharacterized. Lineage: Eukaryota; Viridiplantae; Streptophyta; Magnoliopsida; Zingiberales; Musaceae. The record is from RefSeq and is a predicted model, not a curated record.
CCCUGCGUCCAAUAAUUUGCCCUCUAUUUUCUGUACUUCUCCUCAAAACGAGCUCUCCUCAUUUCGCGAGCCUCCUCCCGUUGUUGGCGAUUCUUAGGAUCGCAUUCUUUUCCCGACAAAUUCCCGCUGGAAAAGCCCUGAUCUUGACCCGCUCGCGUCGCAAAGGCGUGGAUUUGGCUCCCUGUGAUCCAGAUAAGUGCCGUCUUUCUUCCCUUCCCGACUGGUUUCUUGGGUUUUCUUGGUGUGUCACUAUGGGCGCCGUGAUUUAAAGUCAGGCCGAGCGGUUUCUUGUAGGACUCCGUUUACGAUACCAGGGUAGAAGAUUCACAUGCUCGUCGCGGUCGAUUUCAUGUCUUCUUUUGCGUAAAGCUGUGUUCCUUUUGUGAUUUUCCUUCCUGUGCUUGCUGCCGCUAGGGUUUGGCACUUCCGAGAACCAAUAUCUUUUAGAUGAUUUAGUUUGUUCUGAAGAAAUCAGUAGGUGCUGCAAGAAAGUUGGAAUCUUGAUGUUAUUACCAUUGAAUUCUGAAAAAGUUGGAGAAAACUGUCGCUUUGCAAGGAAGAAUUGCUAAUAGAUCUUUAUAAAAUUGUACAAUUCGAGUUCUCCUGAGUGAAACAAGGAAGAAGUUGGACGAUACUGAAUGGGAACUUUUGUUCCUGAAGGACACCAGAUGGAGGGAAAUUACCCGGCUGGGAGCAUGAUGCCAGGAGCUUCUUAUGGUGUGCUAGGUUUGCAAGGGAACAUGCACAUGCGUCAAGGCUCGAUGAUCCAAGCGCCAAUGCUUGAUGCUUUCCCUAUGUCAGACAACCAGUUGCAGGAAUCUGACUAUCAAGCAGGGGUUUCAGUGAUGGGCUAUAACAAAGGCAAGGUUGGUAAGACCUCCAUGAGUGAUGAUGAUGAGCCGAGCUUCACCAAGGAUGGAACUGAUGGUCAAAUUGAUGCAGGCAAAGGAGAGAAAGGCUCCUCGUGGCAGCGGAUGAAGUGGACCGAUGCAAUGGUCAGGCUUUUGAUAACCGCGGUUUCUUACAUAGGGGAAGAUGUUGCGUCUGAGUGUGGUGGAAGGAGGAAGUAUGCCAUACUGCAGAAAAAGGGAAAGUGGAAGGCCAUAUCUAAAGUUAUGGCUGAGAGAGGGUGUUAUGUAUCGCCUCAGCAAUGUGAAGAUAAGUUCAAUGAUCUCAAUAAGAGGUACAAGAGGCUCACAGAUAUUCUUGGUAGGGGCACAUCUUGUAAGGUUGUGGAGAAUCCAGCACUUUUGGAACAUAUGAAUAUCUCUGAAAAGUUGAAGGAGGAUGCGAGGAAGAUCUUGAGCUCAAAGCAUCUGUUCUAUGAGGAAAUGUGCUCAUAUCAUAAUUGUAACCGGUUGAAUUUACCUGAAGACCCAGCACUUCAACGAUCACUGCAGCUGGCACUUCGAAUUAGAGAUGAGCAUGACACAAAGAGGAGCUCGCUUGAAGAUGUUGAUGAAGAUGACCAAAGUGCUGAUAGCGAUGACGAGGAAGGUGAUGCCGAAGAGCACAAUGCUGUGCAUGGCUUCCCAAAAAGGAUGAAGCUUGGGGUGAACCAUGAAGAACUGGCUUUUUCGAAUUGUUCUGGUUCACGAGAUUGUAACAGAAGCCUCCACCCUCAAGGUUUAACUGUAGAUAUGAACCAAGUUUUUUCAGAAGGAUCCAAGUCCGCAAUGAUACCACAGCAGUGGGUUAGUUCUUACCCAAUUCAGCUUGAAGAGAAGAGACUGCAUAUUCAAGCUCAGAUGUUGGAGCUUGAGAGACAACGUUACAAGUGGCAAAGGUUUAGUAAGAAGAAAGACAGAGAACUAAACAUCAUGAGGAUGGAAAAUGAACGAAUGGAGCUGGAGAAUAAACGCUUAUCCCUUGAACUACAAAAGAAAGAAUUAGAGUUGAAUCUUACUUUGAAGAAAACCCAGUGAUGCAAAAUUCUUUGGAGGAAAAUAUGGAAUUUCAAGCAUUCAGUAUGGUAAGCUUAGGUGAUGCAAGGAACUAGCUUGUAGUAAAGCCUCUUGUAUGGUGUUUUUGCAAGUCAGUGUACCAAUAGGGUUUUUUUAUGAUAGCUGUCAACUGUCUUUUCCAAAAGGCUGAAUUCCUAUUUCUACCUUUAUAUUUGCAACUAUUGGAAACUUGGAGAUUGAAUGGGUUUAUCAUCUGUUA